This is a messenger RNA of Python bivittatus (Burmese python), 6721 nucleotides long. RefSeq names its product suppressor of cytokine signaling 5 (gene SOCS5). The record is from RefSeq and is a predicted model, not a curated record. Gene Ontology annotation, cellular component: phosphatidylinositol 3-kinase complex. Gene Ontology annotation, biological process: intracellular signal transduction; phosphatidylinositol phosphate biosynthetic process. NCBI's taxonomy places the organism in Eukaryota, Metazoa, Chordata, Lepidosauria, Squamata, Pythonidae. Gene Ontology annotation, molecular function: 1-phosphatidylinositol-3-kinase regulator activity.
UUGCCAUCACACCUCCUUUUAGUGUAAUCUUAAUGUACACACUUCCUCUACAAAUCCAAACACAAUGAACACAAAUGAACAAUGAAACAACACAGUGAAACUCUAAGGAAAGGUGGAUUUAUUGUAAAAAUGCACAACUAAAAAGUUCUUCACACAUCUGGGUGUACCCAAGGGAGGUACACCUCACUGUGUGGGAAACCCUGCUCUAGCAGAAUCUUUCAAAAUUAUCUUAUUACACCUUGCAACAGUAAAACAGCAUUCAUAUUUUGUGAUUGAAGUUUCUGGGCUUCACGAGAUCAACGCUGAGAUACUAAUCAGAUUUUGUUGUGGAAGAAAACCCAGGGAACUCCCAGUUUCAGAGAACCAACAGUAAAACGCUUAGCUCUUAAAAAUAGCAUCACGUGCUCAAUAGAUCUUGGAUCUCAACAAAAUAACAUUUCGAGAACAGCUCCCCCCCCCGGUGAACAUUUUCCAAGCAAGCGUCCUUUCCUGACGUUAUAGUAACUCCUUGCUCUGCCUCCUCUACCAGCACCAGUCGGUAUUCGGGCCUAUCUUGAUACCAACCACGCGCACGCUGAAGGGAGAAAGGGCGACGUUUGCUGGGCUAAACAAACGUUUUUACUUUCUAUUCCUACCCGCAAUGCAUCCCGGGCUUUAUGCAAAUGAAGCGCCGCGCUCCGCCGCGCUCCGCCGCGCCGUCCCCAAGAUGCUCGCACGGCGGGGCGGUUUUCGCCGCGAUUUCUUUAGGUUCGCUGCAGUCGCUGUGAGGACUUAUAUUUGCUAGGAAACAGCAACAACCACGUCGACGCCUUUUGCUUGCCUUUUUGACCCACGCCCUCGGGUCAAUCUGAGACUGAACGUCACUGUCUUCAGUAGAGCUUGCAAGUACAAAGGUGUUCGCGGGUGUUCCUGCACGACGAUAGGAAUACACUUAAUUGAAGGCACCGGGAUUUGCAUCCAACUGAAACACGUCGCGUUACCAUUACUACAGAAUCUCCAGAAGGCAUCAUCUCUCCUCCCCCCGUCAAUCCAGACCGUCAACCAUGUUCCCUCUUUCAAGAUGGUUGCCCCGCCAACAUCCUUUCUACUGCUGGGGAUCCCGCCCUCAGGCUCACUUGACGCGGCUGACGAGAGAAAGAGAAAUGUCGCCGGGCUGGUAACAUAAUCCAUGGGUAAAGUUGGGAAAAUGUGGAACAGCUUCAAGUACAGAUGCCAAAGUCUCUUUAAUCCUGAAGGUGGAAAUAGAAAUGAAAAUGUAGACAUAAAUUCCAAUAGUGCAUCUGUUAGAGAUAAAAGUGUUUGUGUGCCUGGUCCAACUCAGCAGCAACCUAGCAGCCCUUUGCAACUGAAUCUAAGUACUUCAAAAAGCUUUUCAAGGAAGAAUCAAAAUUGUGCCACAGAAAUCCCUCAGAUUGUGGAAAUAAGCAUUGAGAAAGAGCUUGACUUGAAUGUUGCCUCAGGAGCUAAAUUUGCACGAAGGGAUUCCUACUCACGGCAUGCCCCAUGGGGUGGGAAAAAGAAGCAUUCCUGCUCUACAAAAACCCAGAGCUCUUUGGAAAGUGAUAAAAGGUUUGGCUGUUCUCACUUGCAAAGGAGGGAAAGAAGAUACGGUGUGAGCUCAGUUAACGAUACUGAUAGCAUCUCAAGCAGAACCAUAGGAAGUCGUUCUCUGAGGCAAAGACUGCAGGAUACAGUAGGCUUAUGUUUCCCUAUGAGAACAUACUGCAAACAAUCUAAACCUCUCUUUUCCAACAAAAGGAAGAUCCAUCUUUCUGAACUAAUGUUAGAAAAAUGUCCUUUUCCUGCUGGGUCAGAUCUGGCCCAAAAGUGGCAUUUAAUUAAGCAGCACACAGCUCCCGUGAGCCCACACUCUGCUAUUUUUGAUGCAUUUGACUCCUCCUUGGCUUCUACAGAAGAUGAGGAAGACAGACUGAGAGAGAGACGAAGGCUCAGUAUAGAAGAAGGGGUGGAUCCUCCUCCCAAUGCCCAGAUACAUACUUUUGAAGCUACUGCACAAGUUAAUCCAUUAUAUAAACUAGGGCCAAAGCUGCCCCCUGGCAUGUCUGAACUGAUGGGAGACUGCAAUUCAACAACACAAGGAAGUUGUGAUUUGGAGGAAGACACAACUACUCUCUGUUUGCAGUCACGUAGACAAAAGCAGCGCCAAAUAUCUGGAGAGAGCCAUAGCCACAUCACCAGACAAGGUGCUUGGAAAGUACAUACUCAGAUUGAUUAUAUUCACUGCCUAGUUCCAGACUUACUUCAAAUUACCAGUAAUCCAUGCUACUGGGGCGUGAUGGACCGUUACGAAGCAGAAGCACUUCUAGAAGGAAAACCUGAAGGCACUUUUUUGCUCAGGGACUCUGCUCAAGAAGACUACCUCUUCUCCGUGAGCUUCCGUCGCUAUAAUCGGUCUUUACAUGCACGCAUUGAGCAGUGGAAUCACAACUUCAGUUUUGAUGCUCACGAUCCUUGUGUGUUCCACUCCUCCACUGUAACAGGGCUUCUGGAACACUACAAGGAUCCUAUUUCUUGCAUGUUUUUUGAACCGCUACUUACAGUUUCCCUAAAUAGGACUUUUCCUUUCAGCUUGCAGUAUAUCUGCCGGGCAGUAAUUUGCAGGUACACUUCAUAUGAUGGGAUUGAUUGUCUUCCUUUGCCAACAAUGUUGCAGGACUUUCUGAAGGAAUAUCAUUAUAAGCAAAAAGUUAGAGUGCGAUGGCUGGAGCGGGAACCAAUUAAGGCAAAGUGAACAGAGUUCAGAAUCCCUAAUAAGCUCACAUUGUGCUUUUUUGUGUAUGUGUUACAGUAUACUACAGUAAGCACAUCAGUGUUUAGAUUUUAUUGUAUUUUGAGCUUAUUGUGUUUACGAGUCAGAUGCAGCCUGCAGUUAAUCAAACUUAGUUGUGAAUACCUCUUGAAACAAUAAACAGGACACAAAAUUGCAUUUUUCAUGCAGAUUUUUAGGUUAUAAUUUGCCGGUUACAAAAUAUGUCUACUUUCUACUACAAUACUUGUAGUAUUGAUGUAAGACAGCUAUUGGGCAUUAACUUUUAAAUUCUGUUCAGUUUCAUAAUUCAGUAGCUUGUUAGUUUUUUUCUUCUUGAUUAAUAUGAGCACUUGGAUACCAAAAAUUAAUUCAGUAGAGCUGCAUUCUCAGCAAAGUGCCACUUUUCAGUUCAUUUUCUCCUAUGCCACUUUGGAUGUCAAAUCUGUUUUAAGAGGAAGAAUAAUGGGAAGUCACUGCCACAUCUCAUUUCUACAUCUUUAAAUCCUGUGUAUUAAGAAGUUCUAUACCAGUAUUUGGUUUUAGGGUUGUCUCCAAAUUAAAUAUUUAAUGAAUAAAUCAUGUGGCUAGAAUCAGUUCAAUCCGCUAAAAAUGCAUAUAAGUAGAGUAAUAGUUCUAAAAGAAGGAAAAAGUACUUCCUGGUAUAUUGGCAAUAGAUGAGAAUUACAAUCUAGCAAGUCUGAUGGAUGCCAGGCUGGAUGUGGUUGCCCUGUCAUUACAGCGAAGAGGCAUUGCCUCUUCAGAUACGGCGUGUGCCAUACCGUAUUGUUUUCAUUAAUCAGGGCCGUCUUCACUCUGCUUUAAUCAUUUAAUAGAUGCAAAACAUUUCAUCCAUGGUCCUAAAGGCAUGUUUUUAAAAUUAAUAUUUUAGUAUUUAAAAAAAUAGCUUCUAAUUAAGCAACCACUGCAGUAUAGUGAUUAAACUGAAUCUUGCUCUAGGAUUAACAGUUGGAAUUUGUAUUAACUCCCAAGUUCUUAGUCUGAUCUGCAAGUUCUGUUCAAGAGGUUUGUGGAACGUUAGUGCAACAGUCAAGAGUAUCUGUACUAGAUCUUGCAUUUGAUUUAUUUUUUCUGAUUCUGUGUGAUCAAGGCCAUUUUGAUCUGGGCUGGAUUAUGAAACAGGCUAACACAGCCUUGGUCCAGGUUUCCUGCUUUUCAAAAUACAGUACUGUUACAGGCUACUAUAUUUCCUUAUAACAUUUAGUAAUUAAAGGGACUCUUAACAGCCUAACCCUAUGCCCAUUAUUUGUUAAAGGCAUUGUUUCUGGGGAUGCUAGUAAUAAAGAAAAAAGUUUAUUCAAAUAUGGGAUAUGUGCUUCAAUUUGUAGGAAAUUAAUUGGGAUCUUAGUGGACCAUUUAAUUUAUUUCCAUAUGUGUGGCCUGUCAAAUAUAAAUUAAAAAGCUUACCACUCUGAUUUUUUACUUCUUCAAAACAGUAUUUUUACAUAUCUGCAAUGCCAUCGAGCUUAGUUAUAACUUAAACUGAUCCAGAACAAUUAAUAUUCUUUCCCACUUCUGUUUUCCUCUGAUUCCUAUUUGAUGCAUCAGAGCAGUUGUAUUUGUAAAUCGUAUAGCACCUUUUUUUAUAAUUUGCAUAUUGUGUUCCUCCUUAAGUGAAAUACUUUUGAAAACUUGCUCUUUUGCUUUCUUUUUUUCUUUGGGGACAGAACAUAACUUGUUUUGUUCUAGCUGUGUUUGCACUAAAAUUUGUGUUGGAAUACAGAGUCCCUUAGUUUUUGCUUAUGUGUCUUGUAUCAGUGAGUAGUUUUCUUAGUUUCUUAACCAGUUGCUACAGUAUAUUCUUCUCCAUGGCAGCGAAUGUGAGGUGAGAAACUUCAAAGCUGCAUAUACAAGAAAAGUUAUAUUGUAUGCCAACAGUAACCAGUUUAUCCACGUGUGUGUUUUUCUUCUGCUUGGUGUGCCUUGUUACAGCUUUGUGUGUGUGUGUGUGUGUGUGUGUGUGUGCAAAUAAAGUACAAUAUUUUCAAUUUUAUUCUUGUAUAAUUACUCUUUUAUAUUUGCAUAACUCUUCUUGGAGCUGUUAACAUUUUUAGGACCUUGGAAACACAGGUUCAAAUCUACUUGCAGCUAUAUAAAUUCAUUGAAUGACUUUAUGAAUCACAGCCUAAGUUAUUCCAUAGGAUGGUUGUGGUGAGACAGGAGUGCUACAUACUACCACCUUGGGUUUUUAGAGGAGAGACAGGAUACAGACCUAACAGUUAAAUAAUAUGCAGCUGAAUGGUUGCUGGUCAGGCCACCAAAACCCAGCAUAAAUGUGAUUUUCCAGAACUCCAAAAUACAAUCACUUCCAAGUAUUCUUGUUAUGCAGAUACUAGCUUUUCAAGAUUCAGUCAUCAGAGGUAAAGAACAUGAUACUCCCCUACUGAAUAGAUACAUAUAAUAUCGUAAUUGGAUUAUUCUAUUCUAUUCUAUUCUAUUCUAUUCUAUUCUAUUAAGGCAUGCAGUUACAUUUUAGUAAUACUUCAUUUUGUGGAACAAAUGGAUGCAUUCCUUUAACUCUCCAUUACUGACUGUUAAUUGAUCCUAAAGCAUUUAGUACCUUUCCAGUUGUAAAUCCAACUUCUUGCUGCAGGCAAGAAUUUGGAUUUGGUUUUCCCAAACCCGUUGAGAUACUAGUUGCUGCAGAGAUACAGGAUUUCUUUCCUUGAGAUAAUGUCAUUAAGUUGAUCUGUCACACUAUGAAUAUAGAGAGUGGGUUAUUUUUUAUAACAUAUUGUUUCUCAUUUCAUUUUAAAAAGAUAUACAGUACUGGCUCCAUUUUUAGCAACUGGGAAUUGCAUGUUCUUUCAGAAAAUUAAUAUCUAUUGUGUAUUGUAUCAGAAAAAGAAAUGUUCAGUUGUGUUAAACUGGAAUGCUGUGUAAACUCUGAAGUUCUAAAUUUUAAAACCAGUUUGUAUUUUUAUUUCUUACUAUAAAAACAAAAUUGUGUUCCAACCAAAUCUCAGGUUUUAUACAGAGUAAUUUCUACUGUGAAUUUUUGACAGUAAUAUCACUGUGAGUUCCUAGUGGCACAAUUUGAAAUGCUUUUCCUGAUAAGCAUUUACUUACUACAUUUCUGUUCAACUUGUUAGUACAGUGAUUUCACUAAGAACACUCUUCUUGCAUCUGUUUUGGAUUUUAUACUAUUUUGGUGAUGUUUAUUCUUACUCCUGUUUUUUGAGACAAAUUGAGUAACGGACUUUCCUUUUAAUAGCUACAACUUGUUGGAAAUCAAGUUCUGUUUCAGACAUGGCAUUAAUCUCCAAAAAUUACUAUGGAUGACAUUGCUUUUUUUUUUUUUUUGGUAGUAAAUAUAUUUCUUCAUAACAAAUGUAUUUUCACAUCACAUACUGUACAUUUGAAAUUAUCCUUAAAACAGCUGGCUAUGUUAGGAAAAGUGGUAAAACAUGGAAGCAAAUACCAUCUACUGGGUUGAUGGUGAGGAGGCAAGUCACCUUUGGGUCUCCAGAAUUUGAAUAGUUAUCUCAGAUUUAGAUGUACAGGUACAAUACAAUUGGAUGUCAUCUGCUUAGUAGUACCACUGAACUGUCUUGCUCCAUAUUAUCUCUCCUCGUUUCACAUAGAUGUACAUUUGUUAAACAGUGAAGGAACUGAAACUAAAAAUUAAGCUCUACUGUAAUGGAACUUUAUUUUAUUCAAACAAGCCUGCACUAUGAAAUAGAUAAGUCUGAUAUUUAUAUGUGUCUGUAUGUGUAAGUGUGUGUCUAUACACAUGCACGGAUACAGUAUCUGUGUAUGUCAUAAAUUAUUGUUAAUUUUUAUGUCUUUCCAAACUUGCCACAGCGAACUAGAUAAAAUUUAAAACCAAUAAAACCAUCCAUCCUAAGUACAAAAAUAAAUGUAUUGCAGUAUGUAUUGGAGACAUUUGGGUAAAUAGGCAUGUUGUGAUUUAAAACGAGAUGUUUUCAUUUU